Bufo bufo (common toad) is the source of this 4117-nucleotide messenger RNA. It is a transcript of the gene MMS22L, whose product is annotated as MMS22 like, DNA repair protein. The transcript is spliced from 24 exons. The record is from RefSeq and is a predicted model, not a curated record. Gene Ontology annotation, biological process: replication fork processing; double-strand break repair via homologous recombination. NCBI's taxonomy places the organism in Eukaryota, Metazoa, Chordata, Amphibia, Anura, Bufonidae. Gene Ontology annotation, cellular component: nuclear replication fork. Bases 24 to 3749 code for a protein of 1241 amino acids.
UUCCCUGCCGGCCGGAGCUCACCAUGGCCGAAGACUUUACCGGGUCCCUGACUCCUCCGUGCUCGCCGUAUAUCACGGAGAGUUUGGAGCUCGAGGACAGCGAGGACUGUAGCCCGCCGCGCUUUACGUGUGCUCAGGACAGCUGCAAAGAUGGCGGGAAAAUAUUCUCCUUUGAUUCCUAUUUAACAACUGGCAGCUUAAAAAGGCUCUUGUUGAAGCUUGACCCUUCUCCGACUGACUAUGAGACGGACACCGUAGAGAUUUUUGGCUUUCAUUGGGUGACUGAAACUGCACUUGUAGAAUCCACCGAUGUUCUGUUUGGAUUGCUCAGGCAAAAAAUAAGUACGCUUGAAGGUUUAACACAGCCCAUUUCAUUUGACUUUGGACAAGUAAAUAACAUUCACAAUGAAGCUGAAGAAAUCCGAAACCAAUGCACAAAGUUUUUACAUUACGUAAAAGUGUUUUUAUACAGGUUUCUAGAUUCUUCAAGGCAGAAUGAAGGUUCACUAACUCAUCCCUAUGAGGAAAUGAAUGCUCAGCUUCCCUCCAAACUGAUAGAAGAGCUACAUGGGUUGAGUUUGUACAUUGGACGUUUGAGUGAUCUCCCAAAUCAAAUUCUUGGAGCAUUUUCUAUUCAACAUCAUGGCAAGGUUCUACCGGCUUCUUGGCAUCUGCUUCAUCUUCACCUGGAUAUACAUUGGUCUCUUUUGGAAAUCCUGCAGAUUUUGGGAGAGAAGAUGCAAGGUCAAAUUGUUUAUGCUCAUCAAUAUAUAAAUCUGAUUGGAGAGAACUUAACAAAUGUGAGCCUAUUUGAAGAGCUCUGUGAAAACCUCAUGUGUGGUCUUAUUGCUCUGGCAGCUACUAAGUAUUCCAAGGUACGCCCCUCUGAAGCUCUGAGUAGUCAUAUUUACCCUUGUCUAUGUAUUAAGGAGAUGUGGACUUUACUUAUUCAACUUCUUGAUCAUAGAAGCAAAGGAUCUUCUUCAGAGAGUUUUUGGACUUUGUUGAAUACGUUGUUAAGGCAUUUACUUCAGGGAUCCAGUGGUACUGGAGCACAUCCUAUUUGUACUGUGGUGCAAUGUAAAGACCCUUUGGGAUUUUGCUGGUGGUUAAUUUCACACCUGUCACCAUUGUAUCUACUAGAUCGCAGUGGCAUUGUAGAAGAGCAGGGUGAAAUAACAUCAAAUUGGAAGUUUGUGGAAGACCUUUUAAAGAAAUCUAGUGAUAUGCAGAAUGGAAUCCUAGAAGACCAACUUCGGAUGCAUCUACAGUGCUGUUUGUCUUUAUGUGACAUCUGGGAACCAAAUCUAACAGUAGCCACCAUCCUUUGGGAGUAUUACAGUAAAAAUUUGAACAGUUUGUUUAAUAUAUCAUGGCUUGGAUUAAAAUCACUGGCUAGUGUCAGUAAAACUCCUUUUUCCAUGCUGGAGGUCGUGAAAAGCUGUUGUGCUGAUGAACAGAGUUCUGAUUUGUACAAGUCUGAUAACAGCUACCUUAUUUUCUUACGGAUCAUGGCCCGCCUAAUGAAAAAGGCUAAAAAUAAUGUCGGUGCACAUCCCUGGAAGCAAAUUAAAGGAAGAAUCUACUCCAAAUUCCACCAAAGGAAGAUGCAGGAGCUCACAGAAGUUGGAUUGCAGAACUUUUUCACGCUUUUUCUGUUGCUGGCUACUUUAGCAGAGACAGAAGAUGUUACAUGCCGUGUAUUGGACCUCUUAAAGUUUCUAGUUCCUUCCAGUCUUAGUUCUGCUCAGCAGGCUCUAGUAUGGAGAGGUAACUUUGCAUUCAUACUUAUCUAUGUGGAGAAAAACAUGGAUAUAAGUGUUUUGGCUGAAAAACUCUCCCACAGUUUUCAUGAAACUGCCAAAGAGUUCUUAGUUUCUAAAGGAGACUAUGGCCAGAAACAUACACAUUGGACCCUGCUUUCUACAUAUAUUGAUGGUGUCCAAGAGGUUUUUGAAACCAGCUGCCUUCUACAACUUUCGGAAGAAAAAUUGCUGACUGAUGGUUUCAGUAUGUUACUGCCGGCAUGUCGGGAGUCAGAGUUAAGUGCUGUUCUUCAUUUUCUACAAACUGCCAUUGCUAGACUAAGGAACAUCCACAGCCGUGCAGUACAAGGACAUGGGAAUCCUGGGAUUCAGGCACUGUCUGUGUCCGUGGCAAAGGAGCGCCAUCUAGCAGUUGCUGCUGCUCUCUGGAGAAACUUCUUCCCAUUCUUGAAAAGUUUGAGACUUUCCCAAACGCCUACCUCCCAGUUAGCUGACACAGCAGCAGGAUACACACUUCUUGCUUUGGACAUGCCAAGCAGUGCCCCGUCUGACCUGCAGCCCCAGCCUUUUGUUUCAAUGAUGCAACUUUUUGGCUGGGAUGAUAUGGUCACACCCCAAUUGGUAUCUCGUUUUCUGAGCCAUUUGAUUCCGAACAGUGCAUUGACAGAUGCCCUCAAUGGCAUUGGAUAUUCCUCUCAUCAGGCCUUGUCAAUACGAGCUUGGAUUCGAUGUGUAUUGCAGAUGUAUAUUGAUCUGCCGGCAGGUGCCAUCAUUAAAACAGGCACUGAACCAAGCCGAGUUCUGGCAGAGCAGCUUGUGGAACUCACCAGAUUGGUGUUCAAGCUCCCAGAAACAGAAAGCAUACUAAGUAAAGCGCAAAUUGAGCAACACAAUUACAAACAAGAUCCAAAGCAAGCACUUCUCCAGUUCAUCAAGGCAACAGGUACAACAUAUGGUGGUUUACAAACCUUAUCAGAAAAGUCUGCCAUGGUAUCAAAAUGCCAAGAGUACAUUGGAGACAUAUUAAAGUAUGUAAAGCCAUACUUGACUAAGAAGGGCCCCGUGGAAGGCCUGCAGAUUACUUACAGGACCAUUGGAUAUCUUGUGCGGUACUGGGCAUUGAUUCUGGCCACUUCCAAAGCACAGCAGCUCCUCUUCCGCAUCAUUGAUUACCUGCUUUUACCACAUGCCUUGUUCCAACAAGAUAAGGGUUUGCUGCCAGCCAUGCUCUCUGCUAUACGUGAGACCCUUCCUCUCUUUCUCCAGGGCCUAUCCAUCAUAUCUCGUCAGUCCCAAGCCCAAGCUGCAUAUGUAAAACAGCAGCUAAAAAUGACUGUUCAGCAAUAUUUUGGAAGGUUUCUUCCUAGUGCCCCUGCAUCCGGAAGUCACCCGAUUCUUUUAGCUCUUUGUGAUUCUGUUCAAAGCCCACACACAGCCAACCUAAGAAGGACUGUAAUGGAAGUCAUACGUGAUAGCUACUUGCAGUUCAAAGGUCAUGCACCCCCGCCUCGUUUAGCCACCAUUAUGUUAUUCAUACUGGAUGUUUUCCAGAGAACCAAGACUGUUGAUGUUGCAGAUGCUGAUUCUCUGCUCCCGUCUAUUCUAAAGUGCCUGAUAAUGGUCAAUGAACCUCAGGUAAAGAAGCUUUGCACAGAUACCCUGCAGAACAUGGUCGAAGGCUGUCAGGCUGUACCACAGGGGGAAGCUGCAACACGAUUCACAGCAAAUUUAAGGCAGUUUAUUCAAGAAAACUUUGCGAUGUAUGACUACCAUAUCUUUUCCAUUUUGGAGACCCUUGCUGUUUUAGACCAGUCACUUGUUGGCAGCCUGAUUCCCACCAUCAGUCAAAGUCUUAAAGAGUCAGAGCACAAACGUGGUCUUGGACGAAAUGCUUCAUCCAGGGAGGCUUACAGAAGAUUGCUGUCACACUUGGGUGAACAUGGACAAGAUGAGCUACGGACACUAGAAAAUGAAAGAUGUUAGCCUUCUAGGAAUGGCCACAAUGCCACUAUAACCAAACAUUCAGCAAAAAUUGUGUCUCAGAGAGUGUCAGACUUGUUUAAUACUGCUUUUACAACAACAGGAUCUAUGAGAACGUGAUCCAUUUCAUGAUAGAAUUGAACUAAACUUUACAUCUUCUCCCUAGAAGUUGUGUGUAAAUGUGCCUCCAAACGCUGUAUUCGCAGAAUAGUUUGUACAUACAUCCUUAUUGUGUUGUUUGUGGACUUUCAUUCUGCGGUCCACUAUUCUAAAAUGGUCGAGAUGUAAUAUAAAAACUUACUAAAAUGUUGUACAAAUGUAUAGAUUGCCUCCCUCAGCUGUCCAUGCGCUAAACUGAAAUAAACAGUAUU